UUAUAAUGCUUAAUUUGAAUAAGAAAAAAAAUAAUUUUUUGACAGUACUGGAUCCACUGAUCUAUAUAUAUACUGAUGAUAUUAUUUAGUUUGUGUUUUAUAAACAUCUUGAGUUUGAAGCACAUGGAGGGAGUGUUUUAAAUUUGAUGAGAACAAGAUAACGAAAAAAAUAAAAGAAAAAAAUUAGUGCAGUCUUUUAAUAAAGUCAUUGAAUUUAAUAACUGAGUUAUGAAAAAAAUUAAAAUGUCAAGUAGAAGAGAAAUAAACAGGGAUUUUAUAAUUGACAAUGAUAAAAUUCAAAUGUCACAAAUAUCAUACAAGACAGAAGAAGAAGAUGAAGAAGACAAUUGGAAUGAAGCUAUUGAAUGUGGAAGUAUAUCAUCUGAAGAUUGUUCGGAUUUUACUGAAACAAAACAUUUGUUAAUGAGUCAACAAGAACCUUGGGACAAUGAACAAGUAACACAAGCAUUAAUAAAUCUUCCAGCUGGUGAAUCAGCAUUGUCUGUUUUAUCAGCAUUACAUGGUGAUAGUUUAGAAAAAGCAUUGAAUGAUUUAAAAAAUUCAACUGUUCAAGAAAUAAUUAUGAAAGAUAAAUCAAGUGUUAUUAAUUUUUCAAAUUGCUGCCACAAUGUUGAUAUUCAUGACAGUGAUGGUAAAAUUGUUGAUGAAUUGCUAGAACACGGUGCUGAUCCAAAUAAAUGGGAUUUAAGUAAAAAAUUUACACCGCUACAUUGUGCUGCAGCUGUUGGUAAAAACUCAUGUAUACGUUCAUUGAUAAAAUACGGUGCAAAUGUUAAUGCUGGACUAACUGGUAAAAGUCCACUUCAUUAUGCUGUACUAUGUAAUGCAUGUGAUUGUGUUGAAACACUGUUAAAAGCAAAAGCAUUACCAAAUAAUCCACAAGUUUAUACAGAGACACCAUUGCAUGUUGCUGCUAGUCUUGGUUCAAUUAAAAAUGUUGAAUUAUUAUUGGCAUAUGGUGCUGAUGUUAGAGUACAAUUUGGCUCAUCAAGAUCAACACCAUUACAUUUUGCUGCUGAAGAAGGAAGUGCUGAAUGUACAAAAUUAUUAUUAAAAUCUGGUGCUGAUUGUAAUGCUAAAAAUUCACGUGGACAAACAUCAUUACAUCUUGCAGCACUUGUACAAUCAUCAGAAACACUUGAGAUACUUAUUAAUGCUGGUGGUAAUGUUAAUGCUGAGGAUGACGAUGGUAGAACACCACUACAUACUGCUGUUGCUAAAAGUUUACGUGGCAGUGAAUUGGUAUCAAUGUUAAUUCAAUCUGGUUCACAUGUUAAUAAACCAGAUAAAUUUGGCUAUACACCACUUCAUAUUGCAGCCCUAAAUGAAAGCUCAAUGAUUGUUAUAUUAUUAUUGAUAAAAGGUGCUGAUGUUACAGCUAAAACAAAAGGUGGUAUAUCUGCAUUGAGUUUUAUAAUAAGACGUACACCAGAUGUCUUGCCACGUUUUGUAUCAAGAAUGGAUCAAGCAAUAUCAGUACAUGAUCAUGAACUUGGUGAUGUUGAUUGUGAACUUAGACUUGAUUUUCGUCCACUUGUACCUGGUGGACGUGGUGAAACUGACUUGAUGCUUUGUCUUGUUGAUGUUGGACAAAAACACAUAUUAAAACAUCCAUUAUGUGAAAGUUUUUUAUACUUAAAAUGGUUAAGAAUACGUAAAUUUUUUUUAUUCAGUUUAAUAUUUCAUUUGGUGUUUGCAAUAUUAUUUACAGCAUUUGUAACAGUUACAUUUUUAUAUAAUUUUAGUGAUACUGUUGUUUAUAUAUUAUUUUGGCCAGUAUUAUUAUUUACAUUUAUACUUGCAUGUAAAGAAAUAUUUCAACUGGCACAUGGUAUUUAUAUUUAUGCAAAACAAUUUGAUAAUUGGAUACAAUGGAGUGUUAUAAUUGGUUCUGGUGUUGUAUUAAUAAUACCAUCUGGUGAUGUACAACAUCAUGCUGCUGGUAUAGCAAUAUUACUUGUUUGGAUUGAGUUAAUGUUGGUUGUUGGUAGAUUUCCAAUGUUUGGCCUGUACGUACAAAUGUUUACCCAAGUGUCAAUUAAUUUUUUUAAAUUUCUCGGUGCAUAUUUAUGUUUACUCAUUGGUUUUUCAUUGAGUUUUUGUGUACUACAUAAUAAAUAUAAAUCAUUUGUUAAUCCAGUUAUGGGAUUUUUAAAAACAAUUAUAAUGAUGUCAGGUGAAUUGGAAUUUGAAGAUGUUUUUUUUGAUGAUGAUAAACCAAUUUUAUAUUCAAUAACAGCACAUUUAAUAUUACUUGGUUUUGUUGUACUUGUUACAAUAAUAUUGACAAAUUUAAUGGUUGGUUUAGCUGUAUCUGAUAUACAAGAAUUACGUAGAUGUGCUGGUCUUGAUAGACUUGUACGUAGAGCACAACUAGUAUCACAUCUUGAAAGUAUGUUAUUUUCAAAGCUACUUGAUCAUUGUCCAAAAAAAGUUGUACGUGCAUUUAGAAAAGAGGCAUUAUUACUUCAUCCACCACAUCAUUGUGCAAUUCAUAUAAGACCAAAUGAUCCUCGAGAGAAUCGUCUACCAAAAGAUCUUGUAAAAGCUAUAUUUCGUCUUGUUUCUGAACGUAAAAUAAGAACUAAAAAUAUUGAUUAUAUUAAUUUUUCAUCUAAAAAAUCAAUAAAUACUGUUGAUAAUCGUCAAUUUAGUAGAUUAUGUAGUGCAACAUCAGUUAGCGAUGAUAAUCGUCAACAAUUAACUGAUUUAUCUGCUGAUUUAAAACGUUGUUCACAAAAUAUUAAUAUUCGUCUUGAUACAUUGACCAAAAAAAUUGAAGAUAUGGCUAGAGAUUUUGAUUUACAAAAUGAAUUUUAA
This is a messenger RNA of Aphidius gifuensis, 2841 nucleotides long. RefSeq names its product transient receptor potential channel pyrexia-like (gene pyx). The transcript has 3 exons. NCBI's taxonomy places the organism in Eukaryota, Metazoa, Arthropoda, Insecta, Hymenoptera, Braconidae. The coding region runs from base 229 to 2841 and encodes 870 amino acids. The record is from RefSeq and is a predicted model, not a curated record. Gene Ontology annotation, molecular function: monoatomic ion channel activity; protein binding. Gene Ontology annotation, biological process: transmembrane transport; monoatomic ion transport. Gene Ontology annotation, cellular component: membrane.